AUGGAAGUGGAAAUACUCUUCAUAGAUUUUGAACAAGCGUUUGAUUCGAUAAAAAGAAGUAAGCUCAUGUCGGCACUAAAAGAACUGGGAAUACACCCCAAACUAAGAAAACUAAUACAGUGUACAAUGAAGAAAACAACAGUCACAGUAAGGACACAAGUGGGGAACACAGAAGAAUUUGAAAUAAAUCAGGGUGUAAGACAGGGGGAUGCUUUAUCAACGACGCUGUUCAAUUUGGCACUGGAAUAUGUGAUGCGUAAAAUAGACAAGAGAACAAUAAAAACUAGAAGCGGACAAAUAGUAGCAUAUGCAGACGACAUAGCAUUUAUCACAAGAAGUCGAAACACAAUGGAAGAAAUGCUAAAGGAAAUAGUACUAGAAGGUAAAAGAGCAGUACUAGAGCAGUAA
Diorhabda sublineata is the source of this 408-nucleotide messenger RNA. RefSeq lists its product as uncharacterized. The record is from RefSeq and is a predicted model, not a curated record. Lineage: Eukaryota; Metazoa; Arthropoda; Insecta; Coleoptera; Chrysomelidae. The coding region runs from base 1 to 408 and encodes 135 amino acids. The transcript has a single exon.